This is a messenger RNA of Homo sapiens (human), 5367 nucleotides long. It is a transcript of the gene RBM14, whose product is annotated as RNA binding motif protein 14. Gene Ontology annotation, cellular component: nucleus; cytoplasm; nucleolus. The transcript has 3 exons. Gene Ontology annotation, molecular function: mRNA binding; RNA binding; splicing factor binding. Gene Ontology annotation, biological process: centriole assembly; gene expression; mRNA splicing, via spliceosome. NCBI's taxonomy places the organism in Eukaryota, Metazoa, Chordata, Mammalia, Primates, Hominidae. The record is from RefSeq and is marked reviewed. The coding region runs from base 92 to 2101 and encodes 669 amino acids.
AUUCCUGAGGAGGACUGCCGGUCGUUCGGACGUCUUGCCUGUCGCUGGAGGAGAGGUCCGGGCUCUCCAGGAAGGUGGCUGCGGCGACAAAAUGAAGAUAUUCGUGGGCAACGUCGACGGGGCGGAUACGACUCCGGAGGAGCUGGCAGCCCUCUUUGCGCCCUACGGCACGGUCAUGAGCUGCGCCGUCAUGAAACAGUUCGCCUUCGUGCACAUGCGCGAGAACGCGGGCGCGCUGCGCGCCAUCGAAGCCCUGCACGGCCACGAGCUGCGGCCGGGGCGCGCGCUCGUGGUGGAGAUGUCGCGCCCAAGGCCUCUUAAUACUUGGAAGAUUUUCGUGGGCAAUGUGUCGGCUGCAUGCACGAGCCAGGAACUGCGCAGCCUCUUCGAGCGCCGCGGACGCGUCAUCGAGUGUGACGUGGUGAAAGACUACGCGUUUGUUCACAUGGAGAAGGAAGCAGAUGCCAAAGCCGCAAUCGCGCAGCUCAACGGCAAAGAAGUGAAGGGCAAGCGCAUCAACGUGGAACUCUCCACCAAGGGUCAGAAGAAGGGGCCUGGCCUGGCUGUCCAGUCUGGGGACAAGACCAAGAAACCAGGGGCUGGGGAUACGGCCUUCCCUGGAACUGGUGGCUUCUCUGCCACCUUCGACUACCAGCAGGCUUUUGGCAACAGCACUGGUGGCUUUGAUGGGCAAGCCCGUCAGCCCACACCACCCUUCUUUGGUCGCGACCGCAGCCCUCUGCGCCGUUCACCUCCCCGAGCCUCUUAUGUGGCUCCUCUGACGGCCCAGCCAGCUACCUACCGGGCCCAGCCGUCCGUGUCACUGGGAGCUGCCUACAGGGCCCAGCCUUCUGCCUCUUUGGGUGUUGGCUAUCGGACUCAGCCCAUGACAGCCCAGGCAGCCUCUUACCGCGCUCAGCCCUCUGUCUCCCUUGGGGCACCAUACAGGGGCCAGCUGGCUAGUCCUAGCUCCCAGUCUGCUGCAGCUUCUUCACUCGGCCCAUAUGGUGGAGCCCAGCCCUCAGCCUCGGCCCUUUCCUCCUAUGGGGGUCAGGCAGCUGCAGCUUCUUCGCUCAACUCCUAUGGGGCUCAGGGUUCCUCCCUUGCCUCCUAUGGUAACCAGCCAUCCUCUUACGGCGCCCAGGCUGCCUCUUCCUAUGGGGUUCGUGCAGCUGCUUCUUCCUACAACACCCAGGGAGCAGCUUCCUCCUUAGGCUCCUACGGGGCUCAGGCAGCCUCCUAUGGGGCCCAGUCUGCAGCCUCCUCACUAGCUUAUGGAGCCCAGGCAGCUUCAUAUAAUGCCCAGCCCUCGGCCUCUUACAAUGCCCAGUCUGCCCCAUAUGCUGCACAGCAGGCUGCUUCCUACUCUUCCCAACCUGCUGCCUAUGUGGCACAGCCAGCCACAGCUGCUGCCUAUGCCAGCCAGCCAGCAGCCUACGCCGCACAAGCCACUACCCCAAUGGCUGGCUCCUAUGGGGCCCAGCCGGUUGUGCAGACCCAGCUGAAUAGUUACGGGGCCCAAGCAUCAAUGGGCCUUUCAGGCUCCUAUGGGGCUCAGUCGGCUGCUGCGGCCACUGGCUCCUAUGGUGCCGCAGCAGCCUACGGGGCCCAACCUUCUGCCACCCUGGCAGCUCCUUACCGCACUCAGUCAUCAGCCUCAUUGGCUGCUUCCUAUGCUGCCCAGCAGCAUCCCCAGGCUGCUGCCUCCUACCGCGGCCAGCCAGGCAAUGCCUACGAUGGGGCAGGUCAGCCGUCUGCAGCCUACCUGUCCAUGUCCCAGGGGGCCGUUGCCAACGCCAACAGCACCCCGCCGCCCUAUGAGCGUACCCGCCUCUCCCCACCCCGGGCCAGCUACGACGAUCCCUACAAAAAGGCUGUCGCCAUGUCGAAAAGGUAUGGUUCCGACCGGCGUUUAGCCGAGCUCUCUGAUUACCGCCGUUUAUCAGAGUCGCAGCUUUCGUUCCGCCGCUCGCCGACAAAGUCCUCGCUGGAUUACCGUCGCCUGCCCGAUGCCCAUUCCGAUUACGCACGCUAUUCGGGCUCCUAUAAUGAUUACCUGCGGGCGGCUCAGAUGCACUCUGGCUACCAGCGCCGCAUGUAGGGCCAUCCUGGGAUGGGGCACCACAGGGAGGGAGGGAGAAAAGAGGUGGGUAGGGUUACAGAUCCAGGUUAUAACUACUCUGGCCCAUACCUUUCCUGGUUGUGGUUUUUCAUGCCCUCUACCAUGUGGGCCUUCCCCAGGAGAUGAUCCUGUUAAGUGUUCGGCAGUAACCUACUUUGUUCCUUCGCCUCAGCAGCAAAUCUUGCUACUGGCUCUAGAUCUGCGGUUUCCCCUCUACCCUGCCUCCCGUCUCCCCAGAAUGGGAAUUUCUUUUAUGUUUUUAUUUUUUUCCUGGCUCCCUUUUAUUUUUGUGCGCGAUAUUUAAGGUCGUCUGGAUGGGGAAGCAACCUGCAGCUGAGGUCGCCGGCGCCUUUUUCUUUUUAGAUGGGAAGGAGGCCAGGAAAGGGUCAGCUUAACCAUUUCCUAUGUGCCAAGCUGUGCCAGCAGUCCAGGGUACCCUGACUGUCCCUCUGUAGACUGUUGAGACUGAGUUCCUGUUGGGACAGUCAGUUGGUAUGUAUCCAAGUCCCUGCUGACCACUAAUGUUCUAGCUGAUGGUGAGCGGCACAGUCCCACUUCCCCAUCUCCCCAAGUAGGUGGUGUUAGAAAACCUUAAUUUUUUUUCCCUUUUGUAUGGACUACAAAUAAAACUUGGGGCAAUUUGCAGUUUGGAAACCUGGUUGUCAUUGUCUUGAUUGCAUUCAGUGUCAAAGGAGCCAAUUUGACAUCCAGGAAGACAUGAUAGCUAAAGGGAAGGCAGUCAGAGAACCCAGGACUGGUGAGGAAAGGGGUUUGAAUGUCGGAAUUAGAAGGAUUGCCCUGUGGCCCAGAAGGAUUUAGCUCAUCGUCGUCCUGCUAGCCUGCCAUCUUUCAGACUUUCCAGGGCAGGUGGCCUGGUCCUCAGCCCUCAACUUGAGUUAGUCACACCAAAAUGCAGUAAAUGAUGCCCAUUUUCCUCUGCCUGUGCUUGACCAUUUUCACUGACUUUUCUCCAGUUCAGGAAUAACCUGUGUUCCAAUGGGAUGGUUCUGGGGUUUGGCCUCUUAGGAAGUGGGGAAUGGGCUGCUGUGGUAUUUACAGGCUAGUAGAUCCUUUAGGCAGUAGGCUGGAAUGAGUGCUGGGGCUGGGACCCAGAAAGGAACCAGUAGUGGAGUGGGGGUAAUGGCGUUGCCUGAUACUGCCCUAUGGUUGGAAUAAGGAAGGGCAGAGAAAACUUGAAGCAGGUAUGGGGCAUUCUGGCCAUAGAGCUCGUAUUUUGCCUGUUGAGCUGUACCAUGGAGCAUCCUCCUGUGUCCUGCCAACCCCUGCCAUUAUAGUCACCGGAGACUCCUUUACCUAUCCCUAUCUGUUAGGGUUUUCAGAUGUCCUCUCGCUGGGUUUAUAUUUGAAGGUAUAGAAUCUGGGAAAGGGUGGGGUGCAAGCUAACCAAAUAGGGAUGCUAGGGUUGGGUGGGGAAUUGAGGACUCUUCUGUGCUUUUAUUGUAGGGCUGGGGAUCGAGGAUCUGGGCAAAAAAUAUGACAUUUCCAACCAGGGACAAAAUGGAGGCUUGGGCUUAGUGAUGGGUAAAUGGAAGACUGGUUGAGUGGGAUGAUAAUGGGAGAACUUACUGAUGCUCUUUUGGGAAAAGGUGCUUUAAAGACUCGAUUUGGGAGCCUACUGGGGCAAGGCGACUGGGGAGGUGUACGUGUUAGUCAAGUGGAGGUCAGGUGGGUUAUCUUCUGCCUCCUUCACUGGCUUCAUGUGAACUUGCCUGUGACAGAAUAUCUUGCCCUAGAUGUCCUCUUCCCUCUUGCCAUCGUGCAAAAGCAUUCGAUCUUAUGACCGUGAGUUCUUAUUUGUGGAUGCUAACUGGGGUAAUCUCAGGGAGUACUGGGGCCAUGGCUCUUUCCCUUGCUUCUCUUUCUGCUCACUGCUUUGCUUUCAGGUGCUUAGCUGCUCCUUUUUAUUUCUUUGCAGGACUGGGAAAGCAUGGGAGGAGGAUUUUGAUAAGUUUCUUGUUCUCUGCGUGGUGAUGGGGUGGUCUGAGGGCCAAGUUAAUAAGCCUACCUUUGGUUAUUACCCUGGAAAAUUGAGGGUUGAUGGUAGGGUUAUGAUUGUGGCCUGUGUAUUUGCAAUUUUUCUUUGUCAGUGUGGCUUUCUGUCAUCUUCCUUUUUCUCCAGUGAGGGUUCUGCCACUGUCUCAAUCCCUUGGUUCCUGCAAAAAACAGCUAAAUGUGCUCUCAGGGCCAGUGGUGAUGUUCUGUGUUGCAGCCCCAGCUCUUGAAAGUGACCUGGCCCAGAUGAGCUCUGCCUGCUUGUCAUCUUUAGGUCCUGCUGCCCCUGCUGCCUCAGCCCUCAGGCUCCUAACUGCUCAAGCCAGAAGGAGCUACAAAGCCAAAUCAUUUGUCAUUUUUCUCUGGCAGAUUGUUUUAAAAUCUCCCUCCCCUCUUUUAUUUUAAUUAUGCCACCUGUGUUAAUCCUAUAGCCUGCUUCUUUGCUUUGUGGAUUACUGAUUUCAAGUUCUAUAACUUGGGGAAAGUUAGGUUGAGUGAAUGGGAGGACAGACACUGAAUGUGUGUUUUGGAAAAAUGGACUCUCUAUCUUCAGAUUAUUCAGCUUCUCCACCUAUCACCUCUACAACUUGGCCUUCAUUGGAGAAGUUUUAGUUGGCUUAUUCCUGGAACAAGACCACCUAGAGGCUUUUAGCCUUGUCAGCCUGCCCUCUUCUGAGGUUUGGACCUUGUUUUAAAUUGUGUGCAUGGUGGGCUUGAGACUCUCUUGUAAUGGAGGUAAUGGGACUAUCACUGAGGGGUUCAGCCUAUCCAGGUAGGCUACCGUUCUAGUCAUACCCAUCACUUAAAUUCUGCCACAGUCUGCACAGACGGUUGGUCCUCCAGGCAUAUUGUCCUAUUAAGCCAAAUAGGUGGACAUCAUGGGAUGGAUGAGGUCAUCAUGAAAACAGAUUUACUGGAUUUAUGGACCUAGUAUAUACUAUGUAACAGAUGGAAAACUGAAUUUUACAAUCUAUAGGUACCUUUGAAAGGUCAUAAAGGGUAAAAGUCUAUAGUUUUCCAGAAAAUAAUUCUUAAAACUGGGUUUUAUGUCUAGAUUUAAAUCAUGUAUCUGUCUGUAGUGCUUCAAAUGUGGCCAGGUGUGGUAGCUCACACCUGUAAUUCCCAGCGCUUUGGGAAUUUGAGGCAAGAGGAUUGCUAGAGGCCAGGAUUUUGAGACCAGCUUCGGCAAUACGGUGAGACCUUGUCUCUACCAAAAGAAAAGAAAAAAAAAA